CAAUAAGCAAAAGCGAACAGAACAACUUAAAUAAAAAGAGAGAAAUAUAAAGAAAGAAGACGACCUGAGAACUUUCUUUUCUUCGUCUCUCUGCAAUCUCUCCCACUUUCCCUUUUCUUUCUUUCGAAUUGCACACACCAAAUCUCAGGGGAUUUUGUGUAUUGGGUUGGUUAAUUCAAUGGAAGCUUCUUCAAGUCAGCCUGAAUUUGACUACCUCUUCAAAUUGCUGCUUAUUGGGGAUUCUGGUGUUGGUAAAAGUAGUCUUCUUCUCAGCUUCACUUCCAAUACUUUCGAUGAUCUCUCCCCUACAAUUGGUGUGGAUUUUAAGGUAAAGCAUGUUACUAUAGGUGGGAAAAAGUUGAAACUUGCCAUCUGGGAUACGGCUGGGCAGGAGAGAUUUAGAACGCUGACCAGUUCUUAUUACAGAGGAGCUCAAGGGAUAAUAAUGGUGUAUGAUGUUACAAGACGAGACACAUUUACUAAUCUAUCUGAUAUAUGGGCUAAAGAAAUUGAUCUGUAUUCCACAAACCAGGAUUGCAUCAAGAUGCUUGUGGGCAACAAAGUUGAUAAGGAAAGUGAAAGGGUCGUCACCAAAAAAGAGGGAAUUGACUUUGCGAGGCAGUAUGGAUGUCUUUUUCUUGAAUGUAGUGCAAAAACACGAGUGAAUGUGGAACAAUGCUUUGAGGAGCUCGUUUUAAAGAUUUUAGAAACACCAAGCCUUUUGGCUGAAGGUUCAAGUGGCAUGAAAAAGAACAUCUUCAAACAGAAGCCUCAACAGGAUGUUCAAACUAGUAGUUGUUGCUCAUGUCAUUUAUCCGAUUAAAUCGAAUCAGUCAACCUGACGGAAUCCGCUUCUCUCCCCUCCCUCGCAUCCGUCUCCGCAGCCGCCGGGGAUGCCGAUGCUGAGGACGCUACACCGCCAUCAUCAUCACCGCCGGCGGAGGACUCAUCAUCAUCAUCAUCAUCAUUUCCCCCUCUACCCGAAAUUAUGAUAUCCAAUAAAAAUCCCGAUGUUCUUUUUAGCGGCGGCGGCAUCAGCUUUCUAUCUGGAAGCCGAACUGCAAAAUUGAGCUAUGGAUAUUCAAGUUUUAAGGGGAAAAGGUCAUCUAUGGAAGAUUUCUAUGAGACCACAAUAUCUGAAGUUGAUGGUCAAAUGGUUGCCUUCUUUGCUGUUUUUGAUGGUCAUGGAGGUGCCAGAACUGCUGAAUAUCUAAAAAACAACCUUUUCAGAAAUUUAAGUAGCCAUCCAGAUUUUAUCAAAGACACUAAGACAGCCAUUGUUGAAGCGUUCAGACAGACGGAUGAAGAUUACCUCAAUGAAGAAAAAGCCAAUCAAAAAGAUGCAGGAUCAACUGCGUCUACUGCCGUUCUCCUGGGGGAUCGUCUUCUUGUUGCAAAUGUUGGUGAUUCUAGAGUUGUUGCUAGUAGAGCUGGUUCAGCUAUCCCGUUGUCUAUUGAUCACAAGCCCGAUAGAUCUGAUGAGCGCCAAAGAAUUGAAGAGCUUGGAGGUUUCAUCAUAUGGGCAGGAACGUGGCGGGUUGGCGGUGUUCUUGCUGUCUCUCGUGCAUUUGGAGACAAAAUGCUAAAACCAUAUGUUGUUGCUGAACCGGAAAUCCAGGAAGAAGAAAUUGAAGGUGUGGAUUUUAUGGUCAUUGCAAGCGAUGGGCUUUGGAAUGUCUUUUCGAAUCAGGAGGCCGUUACUCUAGUGCAGGACGUAACAGAUGCUGAAGCAGCAUCAAGAAAACUAAUACAAGAAGCUUAUGCACGUGGAAGCUCGGAUAACAUUACUUGUGUCGUAGUUCGUUUUGACAAUUCAUGAUUGAAAUAUAUCAAGAUUUUAAGAACCAUUAAGUAGCAUCCUAGUCAGAAAUUGAAGAAGUUUUCAUUAGUAUUUUAGCCAGCCUGCCGGAUAGACUGUUAAUGGGGAUCAGUGCUGGAGGCUAACGGCUGAAUUUUCAAGUUGUUGGUCUUGACCAUCUACUGUGUUUCCUUCUUGUUAUCAUCUUUAACACGGAGGUGGAAAAUUGUUGUUGUGUUCUGGUGUUUGCAAUCACCGUCUGGUCCACCAUAUAAAUAGCGUGUUUCUCAAAUUAGUUCGAAAAGAUUACACCUUUGUAGUGGCGCUGAGAGUUCAUGGUUACGUCGAGUAUUUUGACCACCAAAAUAAAGGUAAAUUCAAAGCUGUAAUAGAGUAUACAAAUUGUUUAAUGCAGCAGAUUUUAGCUGAGAAUAUUUACAUGGUUGAGUAGAAUUCACUCUGGAUCAAAUAAAUGUUUAUUUUGAGACUGUAA
Messenger RNA from Mercurialis annua (annual mercury), 2291 nucleotides. Its product is annotated as probable protein phosphatase 2C 11. Gene Ontology annotation, cellular component: cytosol; nucleus. The record is from RefSeq and is a predicted model, not a curated record. Gene Ontology annotation, molecular function: cation binding; protein serine/threonine phosphatase activity; GTP binding. NCBI's taxonomy places the organism in Eukaryota, Viridiplantae, Streptophyta, Magnoliopsida, Malpighiales, Euphorbiaceae. The transcript has 16 exons. Gene Ontology annotation, biological process: protein dephosphorylation.